AUGAGUUCACCCAUUAUUAUCUGUUACACUGGCAUUGUGGAGAAAGCAAUCAAGGAACUGAAAACUGAAGGUCGAAAUGCAGCUGCAGUUUUUGUCACUUCCCCUACUUACCACGGUAUAUGUAGCAACUUGACCGAGAUCUCCAAGCUGUGUCAAUCUUAUAAUAUUCCUUUGAUUGUUGACGAGGCUCAUGGUGCACACUUGGGAUUUCAUCCCAACACGCCUUGUUCAGCCCUCCAGCAAGGUGCUGAUCUUGCAGUGCAGUCGACUCACAAAGUUUUGUGUUCUCUUUCACAGUCAUCAAUGUUACAUAUGUCAGGAGAUCUGGUACAUAGAGAGAGGAUUUGCAAAUGCCUUCAAACCCUUCAAAGCACUAGCCCUAGUUAUCUGCUUUUAGCAUCACUAGAUGCCGCUAGGGCUCAACUAAGUGAAAGCCCCGAAACAAUUUUCAACAAAGCAAUGGAACUGGCUGUUGACAUGAAAACUUUGAUCAACAAAAUACCAGGCAUUUCGGUCCUCGAUUUUCCAAGCUUCUCUAGUUUUCCUGCUUUUGAUCCCUUGCGAAUUACUAUAGGCGUGUGGCAGCUUGGUCUUACUGGAUAUGAAGCGGAUGAUAUUUUAAUCCAGGAUUUUGGUGUGAUUUCUGAACUUACAGGGUCUAGAUCCGUUACCUUGGCAGUUAAUAUAGGAAACUGUAGAGAACAUGUUGUGAGACUAGUGUCAGGAUUCAAGCAUUUAUCAGAAACUUUCUCACUAAAUCAGGGCAUGCGUGGACACAGAUUGGAUGAUAUCGAUUGUUCACCAUUUGAUGACAUUAACAUGAGCUUGAGCCCAAGAGAGGCCUUCUUUGCAAGUAAAAGAAAAGUGAGUUUUAAAGAGAGCGUGGGUGAAAUAUGCGGGGAGCUUAUAACUCCAUUCCCACCAGGGAUUCCUGUACUGAUACCGGGCGAGGUUAUCACAGAGAGAGCAUUGAAUUAUCUAUUGCAGCUUAGAAGCAGGGGUGCUGAUAUUACUGGAGUUGCUGAUCCUCUUCUGUCUUCCAUAGUUGUAUGCAAUACUUGAGUUGAUGAUCCUCCUCUUCUAUCAUCUUCCAUGGGUGUACCUAAUUCUAAAUUUGUCUUUAACAAGUGAUUGACCAUUUUAUGGGCAUUUACA
Messenger RNA from Cornus florida, 1155 nucleotides. RefSeq lists its product as uncharacterized. NCBI's taxonomy places the organism in Eukaryota, Viridiplantae, Streptophyta, Magnoliopsida, Cornales, Cornaceae. The transcript is spliced from 2 exons. The coding region runs from base 1 to 1062 and encodes 353 amino acids. Gene Ontology annotation, molecular function: catalytic activity. The record is from RefSeq and is a predicted model, not a curated record.